Linum trigynum is the source of this 1387-nucleotide messenger RNA. The record is from the annotation of a GenBank genome assembly. Lineage: Eukaryota; Viridiplantae; Streptophyta; Magnoliopsida; Malpighiales; Linaceae.
UUCCCAUCCCGUCAAUCCAGCGACCACCCUUUUUAUCUCUUCUUCCCCGAGCCGAAAGAGGAGAGACGAACCAAAACUUCUCUUCCUUCCUCUUUCUCCUCCCUUUCCACACAGAUCUGCAACUUCCGCCGCCAUUGAAGGAGAGAGUCAAACUCCUCAAGAUCCGCAGCUUCUCCUUCCGCCGCUGCCUUCAACUGCAUUUCCCACUCUCCUUCUCCAGAUCUGCGAGUUUCAGAAAAUGGCGACCAACUCCUUGCUCCUACUCUUCCUCCUCGGCUUCCUCUCGCUCACAGCCACCACCGCACAGUCCCCGAGUCCAUCCCCCGCCGCGGACUCCGAUUCCAGUUCUCCGUCAUCUUCUCCUACUCCGUCUCCCGAUUCCGGAUCUCCGUCACCAUCACCAUCUCCAGUUUCCAACUCGCCGCACGUCUCGCCUCCGGCGCCUCCUCCUUCAGAUCUGCACACCCCUGCGUCCGCUCCCGCUCCGAGUCCGACUCCCGGCGAUGAGAAUUCCCCGGCGCCUGCUCCCGUGGAAGCCGUGGACGGGAACAAGAGCGGCAAUGCGAUGGCGACGGAGGACGGCGAGAUCGGGGAUUCGUCCGGGAUGAGCGGCGGGAAGAAGGCCGGAAUCGCGGUGGGGCUGGUGGCGGCCGUCUGCGUCGUCGGGUUCGGCGGGAUGGUUUACCGCAAGAGGCAGCAGAAUUUGAGGCGGGCGCAGUACGGUUACGCCGCCAGGGCCGAGCUCCUGUGAGUGUAUUGAAGAAAAAGAAACCGCAGCUUGGAAACUCCGACGUUCACGGCUCGUAGUUCCACCCUAACCGCCGGUGAAUUCGGAAUUUCUCCCUCCUUACCGCGGUUAAAAGAAAAAGAAAAAGAAAAAAGAUAAUAUACAGUCUUCUUUAGCAGUGUUAAUUUCUCGAUUGUUCCUCUGAUCUGUUUCAUUUGAUGGCGAUUUGUUUAAUCAUCAUAUAUGAUUAGUAUUUUACUUGACGAUUGUGAUUUGAUUGAUUGAUACUGUAUGCUCUAUUUUGGUUUUAGGGUUUUGGAUUAUAAUACUGUUCUUCAUUGCGAUUUGAAUUUGGAUUCGAGAUUAUCGAUUUCUAGCGAUACUGCCAUUUUUUGGUCUGAUUGAUUGAUUGAUUACUGGUGACUGCAGCGCUCCUUUUUUGUCUUUUCUAAUCCUGCCGUUUCGUAUGGGCCAGCGGUAGGGUUCAGUAUUGUCUUUCUACUGCCAGCUGGGCCCAAUCACAUACUCCGAUUACCAUUCCUUUUUGUUCGCUCUCUUGGGCCUGUAAAGUGUACUUUUUGUCUUUCUAUGCUGGAGUUACCUAGGCCCAAGCCCAAUUAGCUGGCAUUCUAUGAGUUAUUAUAAAAUUCGUAUUAGAUG